AUGGCCUCUAGCGCAAAGAACCGCCUCCGUCUGCCGACUGGGGUUGUGCCUAGGACUUCUUAUGACAAGCUUUCCGGUGCUGGAGCGUCCGAAAAGCCGGCGAGCCAAAUAUCCCAAGGUUCGUACUGGAUGCGUUUCAUGGAUACAGGCAAGAAGCGCCACGUCAAAUGCGACGAGGUCAAGCCCAGCUGCAACCGCUGUCUGAAGUGGUCCGGCGUGUGUGGCGGCUACGAGACGCCGUGCAGGAAGAUCCCAUCCACCAAGAGCUCCUCUGCUACACAUUUAGGAGCCAGAUGCAAGUCAUUGAGACCUUCAGAGAGCCCAGAGAUUCCUACCUUGGACGAAAGCGUCGCCACCCUCUCUGUUACCAGCAAUGAGCCGGCGACGCCGCCGAUGUCGAACUCGUACUCGCCCUACUACCAUCCAUUCGACUACUUCAACGGGCGGGAAAGGACGUUCAGCAGUAGUGGAAGUAGCCUGGGAGGAACGCCUCUACCUGCCUUUCAUGGUCGCGAUCCCGCAGCCAUGGACAGUUUUGUCGAAGCUGGCAUUCUUGACGCCACGUUCUGGACUGACACGGUUCCCCGACUGGUCCAGGAGAACCUCGCCGUCCGCUACGCCAACAUGGCCGUGCACAUCCUCAUCAUAUCCAAGCAGAAGCCUCAGCCCAUACCACAAGAGCAGCCCGGAUUCGGCAGCGACAGCUACAGCCUCGCGCUGGCGCACUACGGCCUCGCGAUCCAGCAGAUGCGCAACCCGGAGGAGGGGACGUGCGGCGGCACCCGUGCAGCGGUGCUCUGCUCGAUGCUCUUCGCCGUCUUCGAGGCCCUGAACGGGGACAGGGAGGCCGCCGAGGCGCACCUCCUCUGCGGGCAGCGCAUGCUCGACGAGCUGCGGCAGCGGCUGCCCCAGGGCAUCGCGGCGGGCGCGGGGAGCAGCAGCCUGCGCGGGGAGCUGCGGAAUUUGCUGCGGUACAUCUCGCUGCAGGUGCGUAUCGGGGGGGCGACGUGCUGGAAGGGCGAGUUGGACGCGGUGUGCGCGGAGUAUCUGGACGAAUUUGUCGCGGGCGGCGACCUGUACGAUGCGUCGCCGGGAUAUGAGAUGCCACCAGACUAUGCUUCCAGGGAGGGGCAGUUUUUGGCGUCUGACCAACCCUCAUCACCACCCUCAUACAACUUCAACAUCACACCAGCCGAGCCCGGCAAGAUGGCUCUCCCGUUGCCUAAUGCUCUUGUCCCAAAUGAGGUGGCUUUCUUGUGCGAAAUGGAGCUCGUCACAGUUGUACCGCGGCAACGGCUUGACAGCAUUGAGCUUCUGGGACCAUUGCUCCGCGAACAGGGCACCACGCCGUCCCUCCGACCACCGAGACGAAGCGAACUCCCCCUGUGGCUCGCCCUCCUGCUAAAGAAGCAGCGCCGCGCCAACAUCGUCGCCCCGGCCUGGCUGCACCCCGCGUCCCUCCGCGACAUCGUCCACCACGAGACCACCAUCGACACCGCCGGCUGGGCGCCCCCUCCCCCGCCCCCCGUCCGCGCCGACUCGACCGGCAACGCCCGGCCCUUGAACGACCCCGACUCGACGACGCCGCUGUCGCCGCCCUUCUUGCCCUCGUGCACCGCCGACGCGCCGUCCGGCGCCAUCCCGUACCACUGGCGCGAGCUCGCCGAGAUGCUGCUGACGCACGCGCACGACGACGUGCCGUCCGCCGCGGAGGUGCGCUCGCUGCUGCGCGACCUGCAGGAGGUUCGCGACGCCAAGAUGCGCGAGAGCACGGCGCGCCUCGAGGCCGGCAUCGACGGCGUCAUGAGCUUGCGGGGUGUCGGCGCGAUGGAGCUCGCGGAGAGCAGGGGCUUCCUGACGGCUGUUGUGGAGGGCGUCAGGAAGCUGGGCGCGAGCGCGGAGGCGACGCGCAGAGAGGAGGAGGAGGAGGCCGGCGGCGCGGACGAUGACUACGACGGCAGCGACGACGACGACAUGGGGUUGUAG
Messenger RNA from Cordyceps fumosorosea ARSEF 2679, 1986 nucleotides. Its product is annotated as DNA replication complex GINS protein psf2. Gene Ontology annotation, molecular function: zinc ion binding; DNA-binding transcription factor activity, RNA polymerase II-specific. The record is from RefSeq and is a predicted model, not a curated record. The transcript has 6 exons. Gene Ontology annotation, biological process: double-strand break repair via break-induced replication; regulation of DNA-templated transcription; DNA replication. Gene Ontology annotation, cellular component: GINS complex; nucleus. NCBI's taxonomy places the organism in Eukaryota, Fungi, Ascomycota, Sordariomycetes, Hypocreales, Cordycipitaceae. Bases 1 to 1986 code for a protein of 661 amino acids.